AUGAGUGUAUCUGACUUAUUUUCUAAGAAAAAGUUAGUUAAAGUUUGUGCACCUAUGGUAAGGUAUAGUAAGUUGGAGUUUCGCAGCUUAGUACGACAAUACGAUUGCGAUCUGUGCUUUACUCCAAUGAUAAUGGCUGAUUCAUUUAUUAAAUCUGAAAAAGCCAGGAUCAACGAAUUCACUACUAGUUCUAACGAUUCUCCCGUAAUUGUUCAGUUUGCGGCAAAUAAUACAUUUGAUUUCAGUGAAGCUGCAAAAUUAGUGUUUCCUUUUAGUGAUGGAGUAGAUUUAAACUGUGGGUGUCCUCAACGUUGGGCUAUGAAAAUAGGAAUAGGUGCUCAAUUACUGUCAGAGCCAGAAACUAUCAAAGAUAUUGUGUUAAAUGUCAAAAAUCAAAUUUCUUGUAAUUAUAGUGUUUCUGUUAAAUUAAGACUAUUGAAUGACAUUAAAUCAACAGUUGAUUUGUGCAAAAAAUUAGAAAAAACUGGAGUUACAUUUCUUACUAUCCAUGGAAGAACGAAAGAGCAAAGAUCUGAACCUGUAAAUAUUGCAGCAAUAAAAGACAUUGUUGAUAGUGUACAAAUUCCAAUAAUUGCUAAUGGAGAUGUUAAAACCUUACAAGAUGCACAAUUAUUACAGCAAUUAACUGGUUGUCAGGGUGUGAUGUCAGCCAGAGGUCUUCUUCAAAAUCCCUCAUUGUUCCAAGGCUAUAAUGAAACACCUUUAGAGUGUGUAAAAAAAUGGGUGGACAUAUCAUUAAAUUCAAAUAUUCAUUUUACAACAUUUCAUCAUCAUUUAGUUUUUAUGCUUGAAAAAAUUCUUCCCAAAAAAAUCAGAAGAAAAUUUAAUUGUUUAAAUAAUUAUGAAGAUCCAUUUAAAUUAUAUGAAGUAAAUAAUUCAAUUAAUUAUGAUAUUAACAAAUUCAUUUUUUCUAAAAAAAGUGACAAUUACAUUUCUAAAGAUGAAAUACUAUUCGAUAUUUCAAAUUUGUACUUGUAG
This is a messenger RNA of Pediculus humanus corporis (human body louse), 999 nucleotides long. RefSeq names its product tRNA-dihydrouridine synthase, putative. The record is from RefSeq and is a predicted model, not a curated record. The transcript has 4 exons. Gene Ontology annotation, biological process: tRNA processing. The coding region runs from base 1 to 999 and encodes 332 amino acids. Gene Ontology annotation, molecular function: flavin adenine dinucleotide binding; tRNA dihydrouridine synthase activity. NCBI's taxonomy places the organism in Eukaryota, Metazoa, Arthropoda, Insecta, Psocodea, Pediculidae.